GUUGAUGGAUUAUGACGGUGAUGUCAAAGGUAUUCUCCAGAGAAAAGAAGCAAGUUUCUGGCAAACUUACCACUUCCUGCUUGUCAAGGACCGACUUCUCGUAUUUGAUAUUGACAAGAAAGGAAAUAGGACUGGUCAGAUAAAAGAGAUUAUCGACUUGAAUCAGUUCAGUGACUUUACAGAUCCAAGAGAGAACCACAUAAAACCAAAGGCACAAUCUGUUAAAGAGAAAGGAGGAAGUCUCCGACACAAGCAAAAUAACAAUGUUUCGCUCAGUAAUACCUCUGCACUCAACUAUCUAGGUAUAGAUUUCCCUCCUGAGUACACUAUGGCGCUGAAAGCAGUCAACGAGAACCAAAGUGACCUGACACUGCGCAGUUCCAACAAAGAGGACGCUGAGAUGUGGAAGAAUGCGCUGUGUUCUGUUUUCUGCCAGAAACCUAAACCAGUCGACAGGACGGCUAGGCUCAAGAAAAGUGGUGCCGUCACAGUCAAGCGGCUCAAGAAAUUUGUUGAUCUAGCAGAGAGCUACAAGCUGAGCGGGACCACCUCCGACCAACCCACCCCCGCUCUCUCCAUGUUACAGACGGUACACGAGGUGAUCCUGGGCGUGAGGGAUACAAUGGAUAAUGCGGAGCAGCUUCGUGCUACCCUUCCUAGGGGGAUAUCCUCUCUGUCAGAACUGGACAAGUGCCAAACAGAAUUACAUCAAGCACUAAGUACGUUAGUGUUGUGGACUAACAGACAAUUUAUGUUAAACGCAACCAGCGACACUGAACCAAGCGCUCUUGUAUCUCCAGUUACCCAGCUAAUCCAGAAAAUGAUGUCCAUUUGUCUACAAAACUACCACCCGGAUUCCAGGGGUAUGAACCUCCAGCACGACAUGGACGAGCUCCAAUCACAGAGCUCCGGGCAUGGGUCUCUUCCCAACACUGAGAACUUCGCACUGUUUCAGGGUAAUACAAGAUACAGUAACUACAGCUCCCAGUCUUCAGAGUCCUAUAAUGACUCCCUGCCUCUUGGGUGGUCUCCAUACAAUCACAGACAUUCCAUCCUAUCAUCAGACAGCAUCCCGGAAGACGAAGCUCCGGAUCUGCCUCCUCCACAUCCCUCCCUCCUGAAUGAGGGAGCGCCUCUUCCACACCACUCUCUGGUAAACGAGGGUGCUCCUCCGCCUCUUCCACCUCCUGCUGCAUCCAUGCUGAGAAAGAAAUCCGCCUACGGAAGUUUGGAGAAGAAACACGGUGCAAUGCCACCACCCCUUCCUCCUAGAGUUAAAGGGCCUCUUCUACCUCCGAGAUAUGGCUCGCAGAGUAGUAAUAUCAGCGGAGAGUUCAGUAAUCUGGCUUUGUUUGAAUCACAUACAUACUGUACUAGCGGCCACUUCGCCGAUUACAAUGGUAACGGAGAGAGCAGAGGAUCAUCAAUGUCGUCCUCAUUAGACCGAGGUUACGACUACAACAUGUCCCACCAUGGGGGCGGUACCCCCGCACCCCCUCCUCCUGUCCCUUCCAGACAACUCAGUUACAGUAUCAGCAGGGACACAGGCAUCUGGGUAGAGGGAAGUGUAACAUCACACCGGUCCUCUAGUUCCCAUUACACUGACGACAGUGAUAGUGAAAGUGAAAGUGAUGCAGAUAGCGGGUUGGAGGAUGAGGAGCCGGAUGAACCGCCACCAUUACCGCCGAAGAACCGCCUGACUUUCUCCCAACUGUACAGUUUGCGGUUGCUGCCGAAUGUACCCGCUCCACCUCCCCCACUUCCUCCACGUGCAUACAAUUUCGAGUUGAAAGGAAUGCCGGCUAACGGUGCGUUCCCUGAGGGACCUCCCCCAACCUUACCAACACGGAGUAAUUCCGGGCACUUUAAUGGAGCUAAAAACUACACACGGAUGAUGGACCGCUACGCGCCGUCCUUUGAAAUCGACGAAGAGUACCUAAAGAUGUCCCUUCAAGAACCCAAUUACCACGAACAGGAGCUGAAAGAGAGCAUCUACCACACGUACCACCGAGAUGAAGCACAGGCUCCCCCAGCUACCUACCAAGUCCCACCACCCCCCACCCGCCCCAUCACCCCACCCAGACCUCCUAUCCGCACCAUCGCAGAAACCACUGAAACCGUGGACAGUACAGAGGUAGAUGCUGACGAGAGAACCGGGAUCCUGUUUGAGGUGGAUCCAGCACCGGAGCUCAUGUACAACUACGGACCUGCCAAGCAGGGUGACUCCAUGCACUCCUACAUUAAGGGAGGAACAGUGGACGCCCUGAUCGCUGAAGCGACUAUCUACCGGGACGCCGAGUUCGUCCAGACCAUUAUAUUCACCCACUCUACUUUUACUACUACUGAUGAUAUACUGAAAAAGUGCAUGAAAAGGUACCAGUUUUACGCUCAAACAAACACCAAACUUGCUGAAACUUGUGUGAAGCUAUUUAACGAUGUUCUAUCCAACGUUUGGAUGUACCUUACGAAGCCCAUGAUCGAUGUCGCUACUGAAUUUGUUAAGAUAUUGUUUGAAGAUAAGCAAAUGUCCUUGGCUCUGACUCUUCAAAACACGUUGCUCACCCAAUUCCAAUACUGCAGGGAGCACAAAUGUGACGUCAUGUACAGUCCAGCAACCUCCAUAUCCUCCGAACACCUGAACUGGACCUUCUUUCUUAAGGUCAAACCUAGAGACAUCGCCCAUCAGAUGACACAGAUAGACUUUGACAAGUUCUCCAAAAUCAAAUUGUGUGAAAUAUUGAAAUACGUCAAGGCUCCCUCCGAGACCACCUCCCCAAAUAUGUGCUCCUUCGUAAACCAUUUCAACUCCGUCAGUUUCUGGGCUUCUUCUCUUGUGCUCCGCAGAGAAACCAAGGAUGAGAGACAGCGAGUUUACAGACGUCUCCUCUCCGUGAUGGAGCACCUGAUAAAACUAAAUAACUUCUCCUCUGCCUUUGCGCUGUUUGCAGCUCUCUGCAAAACUGCUGUUCGACGAGUAGUCAACUUAUCCAGCAAGCAAGAAAAAAUCCUCGAUAACUCUCAAACACUGAUGGAUAGUUCAGAGUCAUACAAGAACCUGAGAAGUGCUCUGAAGUCAGCCACUCCUCCUCUUAUUGCUUAUCUGGGGCUCUGCAUGGCAGAUCUUACUUUCCUAAUUCAUGGAAACCCAGACAAACUGGAGAGCGGUCACGUCAACUUCACAAAGCGUCACCUGACCUACACGUUCAUGAACGUCGUACGAACAAGCCAGGCAGUGCCGUACAACAUCACACCACGUGACGACAUUAUAACCUUCUUCAACAACUUCUCCGAUUACAUGGAGGAGGAGGAGAUGUGGACGAGAAGCGAGCAGAUCAAACCUAGGAAGAAGAGAAGCUAGAGUUGGCGAUGAGAGAGAUCUUAAAAUAAACUUGCUCGCCAUGUUGUCACGUGCCCAUGUUGUCACCUGCUUACAAGGUCUGGUGACCUGUUUGACCCGAAGUUGAGCGUAUCUCGGAUCGGACAAAUCGACUAAAUCUAAAGACAGUGAAAAUCCCACAACCUUUUCGAUUUCUUAAAGCUGUACAAUUGACUCUGAGUUUCAAUUCUUGAUGAAUUUAUUUUCGUAUUGCUGAAUUUUAUAUUGAAAAUUAUAGAUUAUAAUAGUUUUACAUGUAAUUGUAAGUGUGUCCAUAAGUUUAAACAUAAGUCUUCAAGGUUGAUAGUUAGCCUCAAGUUCCUACUGACAGAGCAAUAUAGUUGUAUGUUGAAGUCUUUGCUGGAGUGGGUCAGGAAUUGUUUUUAAUCGAGGUUUUAUUAUAGCGAACAAAAAGCUUAAACUUGUAUUAAAUUUAAAUAUAUCUGAUAGUUUUAGAUAAUAGCAUAUACUCGAAAACGGUUAUUUAUUUGCUUUAAGUUUAUAGACGAAAUUGUUUUACAAUUUGUUCAAUAGAAAA
Messenger RNA from Bolinopsis microptera, 3914 nucleotides. RefSeq names its product guanine nucleotide-releasing factor 2-like. Gene Ontology annotation, molecular function: guanyl-nucleotide exchange factor activity. Bases 5 to 3358 code for a protein of 1117 amino acids. Gene Ontology annotation, cellular component: plasma membrane. The record is from RefSeq and is a predicted model, not a curated record. The transcript is spliced from 24 exons. Gene Ontology annotation, biological process: positive regulation of GTPase activity; Ras protein signal transduction. NCBI's taxonomy places the organism in Eukaryota, Metazoa, Ctenophora, Tentaculata, Lobata, Bolinopsidae.